GCCCACACAACAUCACGUGAUGGUUUCAAUCAGGGAGGAGAAUGGUCCUCUUUGAUGUAGCCGAGUACAGCUUUCUUUGUCCUUUCUUUCUCUCUCAUUCCUCCGCCCUCUCUUUCUUCCUCCUCUAAAGCCAAAGAAAAAGGCAAACAAGACACUUUAAAAAGAAACCAGCACUUCUGGCGGUUUUUAGUGAUGUCAUCAGGCUAUCAUCAUAGAUUCAUGUCAACAGGAGGAGGACCAACAGGACAAUCUACAUCAUCAUCAUCACGAACUGCUGAAUUGUUUAGGUCAGAUCUCAUAACAGCAAUGAAGCUACCUGACUCUCAUUAUCUUGAUUCAUCCAAUUACGUUGAAAUCAGAGACCAAUGGAGAUCAGAAUGGGAAGUUGGAGUGCAGGUUUGUGUUAGUCCUGAAUCAAUACCUCAAUCAAGUGUUAGGCAAUCUUCGUUAGAGGAAGUCAGGGAGGAACAAAAAUUUGCAAGACCUGAUGAGUUUUUCUCUGAUGAAGUUAAUUCACAACUGACACAAGAUGAAGUAUUACUCAAAGGUACUUAUGAGAUUGAUGAGCUAGAUCAAGCUUGGCUACAGUUAGUCAAUGAGAAGAGAAAAUAUAAAAUAUUGGCUGGUUCCAAUGGUAUUACUGAGAAACUAUUAAAAUCAUCAAUAAUGACACUGGAAAAGAAAUGUUAUUAUAAUAUGAUAAAGGCACUGGCUACAGAAGAGUCAUUGAGGAUUGAGUACGACCAGUCGAUUGUCUGUGACGUUUGUAAAGACCCCGAGCGUGAAGAAGCCAAUGAAAUGAUUUUCUGUGACUCAUGCAAUGUCUGUGUUCACCAGGCGUGUUAUGGUGUCCAGUUGAUCCCUAAGGGCAGCUGGUUGUGUAGACCUUGUACUAGUCAGCAGUCGCGACCUUUUCAGUGUCUACUGUGUCCUAAUAAGAAUGGAGCCAUGAAGAGAGUCAAACCUGGUAAUGGUUGGGCCCACAUGUCCUGUGCUCUCUGGAUCCCUGAGGUCAAGAUUGCUAACAUUGACAAGAUGGAACCAAUCACUAACAUUGACUCAAUACCAGUCAGUAGGUGGAAUUUGAUGUGUUGUAUAUGCAGAGAGAGAAAUGGAGCUUGUAUCCAGUGCUCAUAUCCUACUUGUGUAUCAUCAUACCAUGCACACAACUUUACGUAA
Messenger RNA from Amphimedon queenslandica, 1179 nucleotides. Its product is annotated as protein Jade-1-like. The record is from RefSeq and is a predicted model, not a curated record. The transcript has 15 exons. Lineage: Eukaryota; Metazoa; Porifera; Demospongiae; Haplosclerida; Niphatidae. The coding region runs from base 193 to 1179 and encodes 328 amino acids. Gene Ontology annotation, biological process: regulation of transcription by RNA polymerase II.